AUGCACGAGCAGAACAGGAUGAAAGAUGCGGAUUGGCAAGGGGACGCAGGCAAAUCAAUCAUCUGCUUUGUUGACAGAACAAAGAGAGAUUUCAUUGGUUUGUUGGUAGCAAGGCUCCAUGGAGAGGUCAAGGCAGCUCGUAACAAUUUGGAAAUGAUAGACGUUCCGUCGAAGUGGCCUAAAAGAGAAUCCGGUGGAGUUGGCCAAGUGGGUCUUGUCCAGCUAAGGUUAAGCACAGAAAUUAAGCUUAUUUGUGGCAGCGGGACUCCACUCCACCAAGAUGUUCUUCGAUGCGAUCAACAUUACAUUACAUAUAUCUGCCAGACUACCCUGGGUACCUCUUCAAUAUCAAAACGAAAGAACCACUACACCGAGCACCCGAUGCGAGUUAUCCAUAUCUCGAUCCCCAUCAUGGGGAAUAAGAAUCAUGGCCACACAGUUCUACCAGGCCUCCAGCCAAUUUCCACACAUCAUUUGAAAGGCACAGCUCAAAACAGGACCCCCCUGUAUAACAUCACCCUCCCACUGACUUAACAAUUUUGACCCAGCAAUUUAUGAAUAGAACAAAGUAUAUUUCGACCAUGUCUGGAUAUUAUGCGUUAUAUGUAUAUACACAAGUUAACCAAAGCUGAAAAUCAGAGAGCAUUGAUGUACAGUGCAUACAUACAUGGCACAUGAGCUACGUAUACCACACGGC
Messenger RNA from Blastomyces dermatitidis ER-3, 697 nucleotides. RefSeq lists its product as uncharacterized. Lineage: Eukaryota; Fungi; Ascomycota; Eurotiomycetes; Onygenales; Ajellomycetaceae. The coding region runs from base 1 to 534 and encodes 177 amino acids. The transcript has 2 exons. The record is from RefSeq and is a predicted model, not a curated record.